Molecule: messenger RNA, 1471 nt
Organism: Sinocyclocheilus rhinocerous
Lineage: Eukaryota; Metazoa; Chordata; Actinopteri; Cypriniformes; Cyprinidae
Product: C-type lectin domain family 17, member A-like
Exons: 5
Coding region: 111-992 (293 amino acids)
Source: RefSeq, a predicted model, not a curated record
AAUACCCCUUAAUAGACAGUAUUAGUUAGGUAGGACUUAUAGCUUUGUUUAUUAUUUCACAUUUACGCUUCAAAAUUAAAAGGCUGUAGCCAUCCAAACCUGCAUGGAAAAUGUCUGGGCAUGUGAAUGAAAGUAUGGAUAAAGGUUCGAUAAUGGACUCAGAAGACAGAAUAGAGAAGAUGGUUGAUAUCUAUGUGAGUGCUGAGGCUGUAAGAGAUAUGAAACAUAAGAAAGACAAAGAGGACUUUGACAACCAAACACCGAAAACCCAAACACCUCAACACACAGGAAGUGAUCCAGUGAGGAACAGAAGCUCCAGAGCAGCUGCAGUGUGUUUGGUGCUGCUGUGUGUUCUUCUGCUGACUGCAGUCAUAGUGCUGUGUGUAACAUUCACUCAAGAGAGACAACAGUUCAUAUCCAAGAAUGAAAACCUGACCAAUGAGAGAGAGCAGCUAAUACUCAAGAACACAAACCUGACCAAUGAGAGAGAGCAGCUAAUACUCAAGAUCACAAACCUGACCAAUGAGAGAGAACAGCUAAGAAAUGAACUUCAGAUUUGUGUUGGAUGGAUUUACUAUCAAUCCAGUCUUUACUACAUGUCCAAAGAGAAGAAAAACUGGACUGAGAGCAGAAGAUACUGUACAGAGAGAGGAGCAGAUCUGAUCAUCAUAAACAACAGAGAGGAAAAAGAUUUUGUUCACAACACGUCUGGUAAUGCUGUAUUUUAUAUUGGUCUGACUGACAUUGAUGUGGAGGGCACAUGGAAAUGGGUUGAUGGCAGCACACCGAACAGUUUCAGCUUCUGGGCGUCCCAUGGACAAAUAAUAGAGCCAAAUGGAGGAAACGGCCAAGUAGAAGAGGACUGUGCUGUGACUGUAGCUGUGCCUAAACUGCCAGAGUGGGCUAAUUUAGUAGGGUGGCUUGAUGUUGCAUGUAUUGAACAAUUUCAAUGGAUCUGUGAGAAGAGGAUUUCACAGUUCAUACUGCCAUAGGAACAUAUCAUACACCUUUCUGACACAAUUUCAACAAUACAAAACUUUUGUAAUAAUUGAUUAACAUUUAAAACAGUGUUUCUCAACCCUCAACUGCACAUUUUGAAUGUCUCCUUUUGUCAGACUCCCAUUUCAUGUCCAUAAUACAUAAUGUGCAAAAUGGGACUCCAGAAGUGCGUUUCAUUCAACCAGAAAUGCCUUGUGAGUGAACGUCUCAGAGUUUUCCAAUUUAUAAUUGAGAUUUCAGUCUUCAUUUAUUAUUUGUACAUUAUUCAGUUAUACAUCACCAGUCACUGUGAAACAUUCCAGUACUUAAAAUAAGUUUGAAUAAAACAAAGGUGUUAAACAGGAGUUAAGGCUGCAGCAUUAUUAUUAAUUCAUCCCAGGUUUUGGUUUGUAUUCAUUUUUCAUAAAUGAAAAUUGUGAGACAAGCAUGUUAGAUGUGAUAGUUACAAUGCAAAAUACUUGAAAAAAGUCUG